This is a messenger RNA of Mesorhabditis spiculigera, 667 nucleotides long. The record is from the annotation of a GenBank genome assembly. NCBI's taxonomy places the organism in Eukaryota, Metazoa, Nematoda, Chromadorea, Rhabditida, Rhabditidae.
AUGCUUUUUGAAUAUGACACGCUAGGAGAAGGCUCGGCGUGCGACACGUACCCAUGCUGGAACGAGGGCACCUGCCUGCCCGGGAAUGAGUCUCGAAGCGAAUACACUUGUCAGUGCGCCCCGUUCUACUCUGGUGAUCACUGUCAAAUUCGGUUACUCGACCAGUGCGUGACGCACGGUUGCAAGCCCGGGAUGACUUGUCGAAUCAACGGGAUCGACCUGCACUGCCCUUUGGACCUGUUUAAUGACUUCCUGUCGAACUGCCUGACGACGCAAUGUCUGAAUGGAGGGUCGUGCCUGGACCAUGGAAGCGGAUACCGAUGCACGUGUGUUGCACCGUUUCACGGACCGUUUUGCCAAUUCGAGGGCAACCAGUCCGCCUCCGCCUGGAGCAUGCUGGAAGUCGGGCUCCUUUGCCUGCUCUCCGCGAUGAUCCUCUUCACGAUUUUCCUGAUUUGUUGUGGAAACAAUGUCGGCUUCUACGUCUCGGUGCCGCAGAAGCGGUACAGCAGGUGGGAAGAAGGCGACAUCUCCGACGAAGAGGAAGACCAAGAAAUUGCGCUCGGCAAUAUGCACGACCCAAAAAUGCGACCCUCAAAAACCGCAGAAACGAUCGUGGACGAAACCGAGCCCGGGCAAACUCCAAAUGCUCCAAAUGCCCCAACCU